Cavenderia fasciculata is the source of this 534-nucleotide messenger RNA. RefSeq lists its product as uncharacterized. The coding region runs from base 1 to 534 and encodes 177 amino acids. The record is from RefSeq and is a predicted model, not a curated record. The transcript has 3 exons. NCBI's taxonomy places the organism in Eukaryota, Evosea, Eumycetozoa, Acytosteliales, Cavenderiaceae.
AUGUAUCAGCCGCAACCACCACCACCACAUCAACAAGGUAGAGUCACACAACAAGUGACCUACACAACUACCAAUGCAAGUUCCACCGAUUAUAUGGAAGGAAAAAAGAAAUUCCAUUUGUUUCCAAGACUCUCUAGAAAAAGUCGUGCUCCUCCUCCUCCACCAAAUGUCUAUGUACAAAAUCCUCCUGUCUAUGUAGUUACCCAACAGCAGCAACAACCAAGGGUAACACAACAAACCUAUGUAGCUAAUCCACAUGGAUAUCCACAAACCCAACAAACAGUCUACCAUGCAGCACCACAACAAACUGUCCAAAGUGUUCAAUACUCACAGCCCCAAGUAGUCUAUUCGCAUGAUUAUCAUCCUGAAAUCGAUAAUUUCUAUUUCACCAAAUAUUUGUACUCUAAUUAUUCCUGUGGUUGUGGCGAGGUUAAAGGGAGUGAAGUGGACGUAUUGGUUGAGAUGGGGGAGGUGAUGAAAAUUGUAAUGAUAAGGUCAAGUAAUGAUACCGAACAUGUAAAAACAAUGGUUUGA